CAACACUCUUUUCACAAAGAUUCUCUCUCCAACUCUAACAGUCACUUCGAAUUCCCUUUUUUAACAACAAUAAUCCCCAACCCGCCAACAUGAAGGUGUCUGUCGUUCUUUCCACUUUGAUGGUCGCCGGAUUUGUGUCCGCUGCUCCUCCGGCCCCUCGCCCAGCCGACCUUCAGCACAACGGGCAGCAGGCUCCCGCCGAAGUUGCCUUGCCACAUGACAAGCGUGGCGAUGUCCCUCAGUUCCCCCCUCCUCCCAAGGACGACCAUGACCACCACAAGCGUGGUGACAUUCCUCCUCCUCCGAAGGACCCCAAGAACCCACCUGAGGAUGACCACCACAAGCGUGGUGACAUUCCUCCCCCCCCCAAGGACCCCAAGAGCUCUCCCAAGGACGACAAGCACAAGCGCGGUGAAAUCCCUCCUCCCCCGAAAGACCCCAAGAACCUUCCCAAGGACGACCACCACAAGCGCGGUGACAUCCCUCCUCUGAAGGAUCCCAAGGAUCUUCCCCCCAAGGACGACCACGACCAGCACAAGCGUGGCGAUGUCCCUCCCCCGGAGGAACCCAAGGGUGCCCCCAAGCCCAAGCCCGCUCACAACUAAAUGUGUGCUUCUUGAUGGGUCAAAACGGAUUGAAGUUGACUUCCAAAAUCAGUUCCGGAAGGCUUGCUGGGUAUGGCGAGCAAAGGAGGUGCGCUCUCUUAACUCAAUUUCCUAAUUUUGUCUCUGUUUCCACGUCUAGCUGGAU
Molecule: messenger RNA, 750 nt
Organism: Aspergillus ruber CBS 135680
Lineage: Eukaryota; Fungi; Ascomycota; Eurotiomycetes; Eurotiales; Aspergillaceae
Exons: 2
Coding region: 90-605 (171 amino acids)
Source: RefSeq, a predicted model, not a curated record